Choloepus didactylus (southern two-toed sloth) is the source of this 1880-nucleotide messenger RNA. RefSeq names its product sodium-dependent phosphate transport protein 2A-like. Gene Ontology annotation, cellular component: vesicle; brush border; apical plasma membrane. The transcript is spliced from 7 exons. Bases 639 to 1778 code for a protein of 379 amino acids. Lineage: Eukaryota; Metazoa; Chordata; Mammalia; Pilosa; Megalonychidae. Gene Ontology annotation, molecular function: sodium:phosphate symporter activity. Gene Ontology annotation, biological process: intracellular phosphate ion homeostasis; sodium-dependent phosphate transport. The record is from RefSeq and is a predicted model, not a curated record.
CCUAAACCAGGCCUGGUUUGAGCCUCUUUGUGGGAAGAAAAGCUUUUGGUGUUUGCUCCUUGCCCCUCCGGGGACUGGAUAAGGAAGGAAAUUCAUUUGUAAGAGGAACCCGGGGAUGUGGGAUCCAGGCGCCCCAAGGCGGUGCCACGGGUGGGGGUGCGGGGUGACUAGGAGAGUGUUCCCGGCUGGCCCCAUGAACACAGGUCUCAGGCGUCAACGUGUUCUCAGGACAGCCCAGUUGCCCUACACCUGCAGGUCUUCUAAGGCCACAGCAGCUUUCUCAGCUCCCGAGUGGAGACAGGCGGCUCUCCCACGGGCCCUUUGCACACCUACCUCUCCCCCUCUUUCUCCAAUUCACUCCCCUCACUUUUCAUCUCAGCUUUUCUCUUUCUCAGGAAGACUUCCUCUCCCUUAAGAGCCCACCUCUGCUGCAUCCUGUAUCUUUCAUUCUAGCACUUGUCCCGUUGCCAUUUUCUGUUCAUUUGUAGAGUUAUUUGAUUUAGAUCUACCUCCCCCACUGGACUUCCAGCUUCCUGAGGAGAGGACCCCUGUCUGACUUCCACAGCCAUGGUAUCCUGUCCCGGCCGGCGGGACGUUCAACGGAAGCUCCAAAUCCUGUGAGGGAGGAAUGGUGUCAGAUGCUGUCCUAUGGCGAGAGGCUGGGGGCCCAGGCUGUCUCCCCAGUGCCGGUCUGCAGUGGGCACAUGAUGAGCGGGGCUGCCUUUGCCUAUGUGCCCAGCCCACAGGUCCUGCACAGGAUCCCAGGGGCCUCCGCCUAUGCCUUCCCCAGCCUGGGCCCUGUGGCCCUCGCCGAGCCUGGCUGCCCCUACGGGGAGGUCCUGGAGCUCCCCGAGCCGCUGCCUGCCAAGCUGGCCCUGGAGGAGGAACAGAAGCCAGGUGGGCCUGGGGGGCAAGUGGGAGUGGCAGCCACUCUCCCAGCCCCCUGCCCACUAUGCUCGUGGCCACCCCACCCCACCCCAACCCCAACCCCAGAGCCCGGGUGGGCCCAGAAGCUGCGCCAGGCCGCCACAAUGCUCCUCAAGGUGCCGCUGAUGCUUGCCUUCCUCUACCUCUUCGUCUGCUCCCUGGACGUGCUCAGCUCGGCCUUCCAGCUGGCUGGAGGGAAGGUGGCUGGUGACAUCUUCAAGGACAACGCCAUCCUCUCCAACCCGGUGGCAGGGCUGGUGGUAGGGAUCCUGGUGACGGUGCUGGUGCAGAGUUCUAGCACCUCCACGUCCAUCGUCGUCAGCAUGGUCUCCUCUGGCUUGCUGGAGGUAAGCUCUGCUAUCCCUAUCAUCAUGGGCUCCAACAUCGGCACCUCCGUCACCAACACCAUCGUGGCCCUGAUGCAGGCAGGAGACAGGACUGACUUCCGGAGGGCCUUUGCGGGGGCCACGGUGCACGACUGCUUUAACUGGCUGUCAGUUCUGGUCCUGCUGCCCCUGGAGGCAGCCACCGGGUACCUGCAUCACGUCACUUGGCUCAUAGUGGCCUCCUUCAACAUCCGCGGCGGCCGGGAUGCUCCGGACCUGCUUAAGAUCAUCACGGAGCCCUUCACUAAGCUUAUCAUCCAGCUGGACAAGUCCGUCAUCACCAGCAUUGCCACCAGUGACGAGUCCCUGAGGAAUCACAGUCUCAUUCGGAUCUGGUGUCGCCCAGAUACCGGGAAGGUGAGUCCCAGGCCUGGCCCCCAGGUGAGAGGACUCCCUCUGCAGGCAGCCACCUGCUGGUUUCAUCGUCCACUCAAAAUCCUCCAGGUAUACCUUAGAGAUAGUUAAACCUGGAGGACAAAUAGGUGAGCCCCUUACUGUGAUACUGUGCCUGUGGCAGACAUUGCUAAUCCCUCCCAGCCUCCCAUGGUGCCUUAGGCAGACAUGACC